Striga hermonthica is the source of this 369-nucleotide messenger RNA. Lineage: Eukaryota; Viridiplantae; Streptophyta; Magnoliopsida; Lamiales; Orobanchaceae. The record is from the annotation of a GenBank genome assembly.
AUGAGCUACAAAGAAGUUCCUUCGUGUGAAAGCAUCUCAACGAAUAAUCUGCCGAUUUCUAUGCAUGAAGCUCAUGGAGCUGGUGACGCGAUGAAACCACCUACAUUCGUAAAUCAUGGUCUUCUUCUGUGGAACCAGGAAAGAGAGAAAUGGAGAAGCGGUAAAAAGGAUGUAACUCGUUCGAAAAAGUGGCGUAUACCAAAAUUACGAACAUUGUGUCUGUGUAUAGGUAAGAGAUUUUGUUGUGGAGGGAGUUCAGCUUACGAUAAAAUGCUCGGAAAGAAGAAGCCAUUACCCAGACCUAUUCCCCUUCAUGAAAUGGUCGAUUUUGUAGUCGAUAUUUGGGAGCAGGAAGGAUUGUAUGACUGA